GAGUUCCAGAACGGGACGUCUGGCGGGACUCUGGAUCCCCAGGUCCCGUCUCGACUGGAAUUCCGAUCUCGAGAUCCCGGGAUCGGCCGCCCCAGGUGCCUGCCCCGCCAGAGAUUCCCUCGCUCUCGGCGCCCUAGCGCCCUCGCAUGGCGGGGCCGUGCCCCCGGUCCGGACCCCUGGAGCGCGCGGGCAGUUGCUGGCAGGACCCACUGGCCGAGGCGCUGAGUCGGGGCCGGCCGGCCACUGUGCCCCCGGGCCGGGGCUGCACGCGGAGCCGGCCGCUGAGAGUGGUCUACGUGCUGACUCGGGAGCCGCGGCCCGCGGUGGAGCCCGGGGCCGGAGCCGAGGCGGAGCCGCUGCCGCUGCGCUGUCUGCGCGAGGCCUGCGCGCAGCUCCCGGGACCGCGGCCGCCGCCGCAGCUGCGCACCCUGCCUUUCGGGACGCUGGCGCUGGGCGACACCGCCGCGCUCGACUCCUUCUACAACGCGGAUGUGGCGGUGCUGGAGGUGAGCAGCUCCCUGGCGCAGCCCUCCCUGUUCUACCACCUCGGCGUGCGGGAGAGCUUCAGCAUGACCAACAACGUGCUGCUCUGCUCCCAGGCCGACCUCCCGGACCUGCAGGCCCUGCGCGAAGAUGUUUUCCAGAAGAAUUCGGAUUGCGUUGGCAGCUACACGCUGAUCCCCUAUGUGGUGACGGCCACUGGUCGGGUGCUGUGUGGCGAUGCAGGCCUCCUGAGGGGCCUGGCCGACGGGCUGGUUCAGGCGGGUAUGGGCACUGAGGCCCUGCUCACUCCCCUGGUGGGCCGGCUCGCCCGCCUGCUGGAGGCCACCCCCACAGACUCUUGUGGCUACUUCCGGGAGACCAUUCGGCAGGACAUCCGCCAGGCACGGGAGCGCUUCAGCGGGCAGCGGCUGCGGCAGGAGCUGGCCCGCCUGCAGCAGAGACUGGACAGCGUGGAGCUGCUGAGCCCGGACAUCGUCAUGAACCUGCUGCUGUCCUACCGAGACGUGCAGGACUACUCGGCCAUCAUUGAGCUGGUGGAGACGCUGCAGGCUCUGCCCACCUGUGACGUGGCUGAGCAGCACAAUGUGUGCUUCCACUACACCUUCGCCCUCAACCGGAGGAACAGGCCCGGGGACCGGGAGAAGGCGCUGGCUGUGCUGCUGCCCCUAGUGCAGUGCGAGGGCUCCGUGGCGCCCGACCUGUACUGCAUGUGCGGCCGCGUCUACAAGGACAUGUUCUUCAGCUCCGGCUUCCGGGACGCUGGGUGCCUGGAGCAGGCCUAUCACUGGUACCGCAAGGCUUUCGACGUGGAGCCCAGCCUGCACUCGGGCAUCAACGCAGCUGUGCUGCUCAUGGCUGCCGGCCAGCACUUUGAGGACUCGGAGGAGCUCCAGCUUAUAGGCAUGAAACUGGGCUGCCUUCUGGCCCGCAAGGGCUGCGUGGAGAAGAUGCAGUAUUACUGGGAUGUAGGUUUCUACCUGGGAGCCCAGAUCCUCGCCAAUGACUCCACGCAGGUGGUGCUGGCCGCAGAGCAGCUGUACAAGCUCAAUGCCCCCAUAUGGUACCUGGUGUCGGUGAUGGAGACCUUCCUGCUGUAUCAGCACUUCAGACCCACGCCCGAGCCCCCUGGCGGCCCCCCGCGCCGCGCCCACUUCUGGCUGCAUUUCUUGCUGCAGUCCUGCCAGCCUCUCAAGACGGCCGCUCCUCCCGGAAACCAGUGCUCUGUGCUCGUGGUGGAGAUGAGCAAGGUGCUGCUGCCCGCGAGGCUGGAGGUCCAGGGCAAGGCCCUGGUGAAGGCGGUGGCCCUGAGCCUGCUGGAGCCGGAGACCCAGGGCGAUCCUUCCGGCUGGACCUUCCCAGUCGCCUCCAUCUGUGGGGUCAGCGCCUCCAAGCGGGACGAGCGCUGCUGCUUCCUCUACGCACUGCCGCCGGCUCAGGACAUGCAGCUGUGCUUCCCCAGCGUGGGGCACUGCCAGUGGUUCUGCGGCCUGAUUCAGGCCUUGGUGACCAAUGCGAACGCCUCGACGCCCGCAGAGGAGGCGGAGGGCGUGGGGGAGGUGCUGGAGUUUGAUUAUGAGUACACGGAGAGUGGCGAGCGGCUCGUGCUGGGCAAGGGCACGUACGGGGUGGUGUACGCGGGCCGCGAGCGGCAUACGCGGGUACGCAUCGCCAUCAAGGAGAUCCCGGAGCGGGACCGCAGGUUCUCUCAGCCCCUGCACGAAGAGAUCGCGCUUCACAAACGCCUGCGCCACAAGAACAUCGUGCGCUACUUGGGCUCCGCCAGCCAGGGCGGCUAUCUCAAGAUCUUCAUGGAGGAAGUGCCUGGAGGCAGCCUGUCCUCCUUGCUGCGGUCAGUGUGGGGGCCCCUGAAGGACAACGAGAGCACCAUCAGCUUCUACACCCGCCAGAUCCUGCAGGGUCUCAGCUACCUGCAUGACAACCACAUUGUGCACCGCGACAUCAAGGGAGACAAUGUGCUGAUCAACACCUUCAGUGGCCUGCUCAAGAUUUCUGACUUUGGCACCUCCAAGCGGCUGGCGGGCAUCACACCCUGUGCUGAGACCUUCACAGGGACUCUGCAGUACAUGGCCCCAGAAAUCAUUGACCAGGGCCCACGCGGGUAUGGGAAGGCAGCUGACAUCUGGUCGCUGGGCUGCACAGUGAUCGAGAUGGCCACAGGCCGCCCACCUUUCCACGAGCUAGGGAGCCCACAGGCUGCCAUGUUUCAGGUGGGCAUGUACAAGGUGCACCCACCAAUGCCUGCUUCUCUGUCAGCCGAGGCUCAAGCCUUCCUCCUUCGAACUUUUGAGCCGGACCCCCGGCUCAGAGCCAGUGCCCAGGCACUGCUGGGGGACCCCUUCCUGCAGCCUGGGAAGAGGAGUCGCAGCCCUAGCUCCCCCCAGCCUUCUCUCCCGCCCUCAGGAGUCCCUGCGGCCAGCCCCACUCCUUCAGCCGACUCCGCCACCCAGUCCCAGACAUUCCCAAGUCCUCAGGCACCCCCUCAGGGCUCUGCCAGCCCCCCGAAGCGCUGCCUCAGUUAUGGCGGCACCAGCCAGCUCCGGGUGCCCGAGGAGCCAGGGGUGGAGGAGCCCACGCCCUCGGAGGAGAGCUCGGGGCUCAGCCUGCUGCACCAGGAGAGCAAGCGCCGGGCCAUGCUGGCGGCGGUGCUGGAGCAGGAGCUGCCCGAGCUGGCGGAGAGUCUGCGCGGGGAGAAGGAGCAGGGUUCCCGUCUGGACCGGAUCCAUGUGGAACAGCUGCUGCGCUGCCUCGGAGCCCACAUCCACACUCCCAACCGCCGGCAGCUGGCCCAGGAGCUGCGGGCGCUGCAAGGGCAGCUGCGGGCCCGGGGCCUGGGGCCUACACUUCUGCACGGCCCGCUCUUCGCCUUCCCGGAUGCGGUGAAGGAGAUCCUCCGCAGGCGCCAGAUCCGCCCGCACUGGAUGUUCGUGCUGGACUCGCUGCUCAGCCGCGCCGUCCGGGCAGCCCUGGCAGUGCUGGUCCCAGAGGUGGAGAAGGAGACAGGCUCGCCGAGGUCAGCGGAGUCGGGGAAAGAGGAGUCCCUGCAGCAGCAGGAGACCAGGAUCCGGCUGAGCCCGCUCCCGGGGGAGCCCGCGCAGGGGCCCCCGCCCCUGAUAGUGCAGCUGGGUCUCCUGCGAGCCGAGACGGACAGGCUUCGAAAUGUCCUUGUGGAGAAGGAGCGCGAGUGCCAGAACCUGGUGCAGCGGGCUCUGCAGCGGGUGAAUGAGGAGGCCGGGACCUGGGCCCUGGCCUCCGGGCCGCCAGGUGCUCUUGCUACAGACGAGAGCCUGGUCCAGUGGCUCCAGGAACUGUGCGUGGAUUCAGGGACCAUCCAAACGCUGCUGAGCCACAGUUUCACCCUGCACACCCUGCUUACCUGCGCCACUCGAGACGACCUCGUCUACACCCACAUCAGGGGAGGGAUGGUGUGCCGGAUCUGGAGAGCCAUCUUGGCACAGCGAGCAGGAUCCACGCCAGUUACCCCUGGGCCCCGGGAGGCUGACUGAGGGCCUCUGGGGCGGCACUGACCACGGAUGCGUGAAUGCAGAAGAGCCAGGCAGCUUCUCACACUUCCGCCCCAAGACCUGGGCAACUGAGGAAGGCCGGCGGCUGGGGCCAGGUCAGGCCCAGGCCUCGCCCCAGUGGGGGGAACCGCGCACACUGUGCACCACCAAAGACUAUUAAACAGGACACGUUGGUACCCUCGUCUUGGCAA
Molecule: messenger RNA, 4237 nt
Organism: Oryctolagus cuniculus (rabbit)
Lineage: Eukaryota; Metazoa; Chordata; Mammalia; Lagomorpha; Leporidae
Gene: MAP3K6
Product: mitogen-activated protein kinase kinase kinase 6
Biological process (GO): protein phosphorylation; MAPK cascade; cellular response to stress
Molecular function (GO): MAP kinase kinase kinase activity; ATP binding
Source: RefSeq, a predicted model, not a curated record